AUGAAAUCUGUCAGUCCUGAUAGAUAUGACAAACUCUUUGGUGGCGUAACUGUCUUACAUGGUGGUGACUUCCACCAGAUCUUGCCUGUUAUACGCAAAGGCUCAAGAGCAGAGAUAAUAGCAGCGUCUAUUUUUCGAUCGCACCUAUGGUCCGACUGUCAUUUAUUUAUUCUUCAGGAGAACAUGAGAUUACGUAGAGGAAAGAAUGCUGCUGAGCAACGUCGAAUAAAGGAAUUCACCAAGUGGGUACUUGAUGUAGGAGAUGGCAUAAUUCCACACCUGGAUGGAGGAUUUAGUGAAGAUGUGACCGCGACUGUACAGAUUCCAUCCGAGUACUGUAUUCAAUCUGAGUCAUCUGAUGUCAAUGUCCUGAUUGAUAUGGUGUUUCCUGAUUUGCAGCAGCGUUUUACUAAUGUUGAUUAUUUGCGCGAACGAGCCAUUCUCACUCCGACGAAUAAAGUUGUGGACCAUCUUAACAAUCUUAUUCUUGAUAAGAUAGGUGGUGAAUCACACAUGUAUCAUAGUGCUGAUUGA
Daucus carota subsp. sativus is the source of this 534-nucleotide messenger RNA. RefSeq lists its product as uncharacterized. Gene Ontology annotation, molecular function: DNA helicase activity. Gene Ontology annotation, biological process: telomere maintenance; DNA repair. Lineage: Eukaryota; Viridiplantae; Streptophyta; Magnoliopsida; Apiales; Apiaceae. The record is from RefSeq and is a predicted model, not a curated record. The coding region runs from base 1 to 534 and encodes 177 amino acids. The transcript has a single exon.